UCCUCAUCAACCAUCUCAAAAACAAAAACCAUGGCUAAAGUAAUCACAUGUUUUGUACUGCAUUUUCUAGUUUUCUUAGCUAUGGCCUCAACAUCAAUCAAAGCUCAGGCUACUCAACAGUGUGACUAUGAGAUGAUAGUGAACACUGGCAUAACCAGAGGGCCAUCUAACUCCAAACUCCGCGUAAUAGUUGAGGCGAUUGGCGGCGAAGGCACCAUCAACACAACUAACUUGAUUAGGAAGUGGGGCGCUAUGGGUCAAGGAUACACGUAUUUUCUACCGUAUUCAUCAGAUAGAUUCAGAACCAGGUUACCUUGUAUGAAAGACAAUUUCUGUUGGAUUGGGAUCAGAGGGAAGAAAGGAGAACUAAAUCCUCACUGGUAUAUAGAAAACAUCACAGUUAGUACAAAAGGUCCAGGUGUUAUCAAUCGUAUGAAAACAUUUCAAUUUCUUGAAGAGAUUGAUACUGUUUAUCCUGAUGCUAGUCAUGGAGAAUGCCCAUAAGCAUCUGUCCUAAUAUCUGAUACUAAGACGCAAACUGCUUACAGCUAGAAAUUGGCUCUAGAUAAGAACCACAAUAAUAAAUAAAAAAACAUCCUUCAUACGUAUCCCGAUUUCUAUGUGUUCAUGAAUUAUUUGAAAACAAUGAAAUUUAAAUAAAUUGUUGUAUGAAA
Messenger RNA from Papaver somniferum (opium poppy), 674 nucleotides. Its product is annotated as PLAT domain-containing protein 1-like. Gene Ontology annotation, molecular function: protein binding. The transcript has 2 exons. Lineage: Eukaryota; Viridiplantae; Streptophyta; Magnoliopsida; Ranunculales; Papaveraceae. The coding region runs from base 31 to 504 and encodes 157 amino acids. The record is from RefSeq and is a predicted model, not a curated record.